Molecule: messenger RNA, 6772 nt
Organism: Dromiciops gliroides (monito del monte)
Lineage: Eukaryota; Metazoa; Chordata; Mammalia; Microbiotheria; Microbiotheriidae
Gene: APPBP2
Product: amyloid beta precursor protein binding protein 2
Exons: 13
Coding region: 498-2255 (585 amino acids)
Biological process (GO): intracellular protein transport
Molecular function (GO): protein binding
Source: RefSeq, a predicted model, not a curated record
CACGCCGUUCACGCAGCCCCACCCCCUGCAGAGCCCCGGACUCGCUCAGGAUCAGCCGGUUUCCCUCUAACCCGGAAUGUGAGGCCCUCCGCCCGGGGCCCGUCCCUUUCCCUUCCCCUUCCCUCCCCCUCACCUGCGCCCGCCACCGGCCGCCCGCCCCUCCCCGGAUCGCUCCCCAGUCCCCCGGGGCCGCCCUCGCCCUCCCGCUGUGGGCCGAGUCCUCCCGCGUGACUGCCGCCGCCCAGCCGAGUCCUCCGGGGCCAGGGGAGGAGCUCGGCACGGAGGGAGGCGGGGGCCGGCGGCGGCGGCGGCGGCGGCGGAGGAGGAGGAGGCGGCGGCAGAGACUGAGGCAGCGGCAGCCCCUGGAGGAGCCGGAGCAGCCGCAGCUGCAGGAGCAGCAGCAGCCCCGGCAGCCCCGGCCCCGGCCGCAGCAGCAGCAGCGGCAGCGGCAGCGGCAGCAGCUGGGGGAGGAGGAAGAGAAGGAGGAGGGAAGGAAGAUGGCGGCGGUGGAGCUGGAGUGGAUCCCGGAGACGCUCUACAACACCGCCAUCUCUGCCGUGGUGGACAACUACAGUCGCUCCCGCCGCGACAUCCGCUCCCUGCCCGAGAAUAUCCAAUUCGAUGUCUACUACAAGCUUUACCAACAAGGCCGUUUAUGUCAACUGGGUAGCGAAUUUUGUGAAUUAGAAGUUUUUGCUAAAGUGUUGAGAGCUUUAGACAAAAGACAUUUGCUUCAUCACUGUUUCCAGGCUUUGAUGGAUCAUGGUGUGAAAGUUGCUUCUGUCUUGGCCUAUUCAUUCAGUAGACGAUGCUCUUAUAUAGCAGAGUCAGAUGCUACAGUCAAAGAAAAAGCUAUCCAGAUUGGCUUUGUUUUAGGUGGCUUUCUCUCAGAUGCAGGUUGGUACAGUGAUGCAGAGAAAGUUUUCCUGUCCUGCCUUCAGUUGUGUACCCUACAUGAUGAGAUGCUUCAUUGGUUUCGUGCAGUAGAAUGUUGUGUGAGGUUGCUACAUGUCCGAAAUGGAAACUGUAAAUAUCAUUUGGGUGAAGAAACAUUCAAGUUAGCUCAGUCUUACAUGGACAAGCUUGCAAAACAUGGCCAGCAAGCAAACAAAGCUGCUCUUUAUGGAGAAUUAUGUGCUUUACUCUUUGCAAAAAGUCAUUAUGAUGAGGCUUACAAAUGGUGCAUAGAAGCUAUGAAGGAAAUCACAGUUGGAUUGCCAGUCAAAGUAGUGGUGGAUGUUUUACGACAAGCUUCAAAGGCUUGUGUAGUAAAACGUGAAUUUAAGAAGGCAGAACAGUUGAUAAAACAUGCAGUGUAUUUAGCACGGGAACAUUUUGGAGCCAAACACCCAAAAUAUUCAGAUACGCUGCUAGAUUAUGGAUUUUACUUACUCAAUGUAGAUAAUAUCUGCCAGUCUGUUGCAAUUUAUCAGACAGCCCUUGAUAUUCGACAGUCAGUAUUUGGAGGAAAAAAUAUCCAUGUGGCCACAGCGCAUGAAGACUUGGCUUAUUCUUCUUAUGUUCACCAGUAUAGUUCUGGAAAAUUUGACAAUGCACUAUUCCAUGCAGAAAGAGCCAUUGGAAUCAUUAAUCAUAUCCUUCCAGAAGACCACCUUCUGUUGGCUUCCUCAAAGAGAGUGAAAGCACUUAUUUUGGAGGAGAUCGCAAUUGACUGUCAUAAUAAGGAAACUGAGCAGAGGCUGCUUCAAGAAGCUCAUGAUUUGCAUCUGUCUUCACUCCAACUGGCUAAAAAAGCUUUUGGAGAGUUUAAUGUUCAGACUGCAAAACACUAUGGCAACCUUGGAAGACUUUAUCAGUCUAUGAGAAAAUUUAAGGAAGCAGAAGAAAUGCACAUCAAAGCAAUUCAGAUUAAAGAACAACUUCUUGGUCAAGAAGAUUAUGAAGUAGCCCUUUCAGUGGGACAUCUGGCUUCUUUGUAUAACUAUGACAUGAAUCAAUAUGAAAAUGCAGAGAAACUUUACUUGAGAUCAAUAGCAAUUGGGAAGAAACUUUUUGGUGAAGGCUACAGUGGACUAGAGUAUGAUUAUCGAGGUCUCAUUAAACUUUAUAAUUCAAUUGGCAAUUAUGAGAAAGUAUUUGAAUACCACAAUAUUCUUGCCAAUUGGAACCGCUUGCGGGAUCGUCAGUUUUCAGUGACAGAUGCUCUGGAAGAUGUAAACACCAGCCCGCAGUCCACUGAAGAAGUGGUUCAAUCUUUCCUGAUGUCUCAGAAUAUUGAAGGACAGAGCUGCUGAGGGUGAACCUCAAUUAACCAAUUUACCUUUUCCCAGAUUCCAGGGGAAUUCAUACUGUGAAAUCAAAACCAUGUAGUUUUCUGGGGCUGGAAUUUGCGUUGAAACACUGGUCCAGUCCAUUGAAGACCCUGUUUGGGUAACCCCUGUCUCACAGAGUGCCCGUAGGAAUAAGCGCGUAUUCAAUUUCUUAUCAGCAUGUGCAGCAUGUGUAGUAGUCUGGCUCACAUUUUCAACCUAGUAGAACAAACACCAGAAGAUCCUAUUUUUUUCUUUUUCAAAGGAAGUCAUUUUGCAGAGAGCCUGCAAAGAAAAACCCUAAAUAAAACUAUUUAAGAGUUUAAAAGAGUUGCAUUCUUAUUAUGAAAGGAUGAUUUUAACAACUGUUUUUAACAAAUAAUUCUUCCAUGUGGAGGUAUUCAAUACUGUAUUGUAAAAAGAUUUUAUGGAAAACAGUCUUUAUAUGCAAUAUAGACAAGUUAAUCACAAGUACUAAUGAAAGAGGGAUGUCCUGAAUUAGGUUUGGCUGCCUUACCAAGGGAAGUAGAGAAGAACCAUUCCAGAAACGUGUUGUGAACCACACUAUGUUGCAAGGGAAGGACUGUUAAAUCAUCUGAACUGGACCAGUGUUGAUCUGUAAGUAAUAGAAGAUCUGGUAGACCAGCAAUCUUAGAUUUGUUUUGUUUUUUGGGGCUUGGGGUUUUUGUUUUUUUGUGUUUUUGUUUUUUGUUUUUUGUUUUUUUGUUUUUGGUACAGCAAAGGCAAGAAACUCUAGUAGUAUUUCAUGACAGGACCAGGAGGAUCUAAAGAGGACCAGUCUCCUUAUAGCCUGAGGUUAUUUGGACCAGUGGCUUUAAUAUUUUUGCCCCUGCUUAUACACUUUCCAAGUAGAGUGAUUUCAUUUAGAUGUAAGAUGAUCAAUGAUAUGCAAAAAUUAUAUUCAUGUUUUUUUAAAUACUUAGGAAUGAAGUUGGCAGUGGCAUGUCUUUAGUAAAGGUACACAAAUGUGGAUGCCAUAAGCAACUCUAGAAAUGCUUAAAUAUCUACUGCAGCCACCCUCUCCCCUACUACUCACUUUAAAUAAGCUUACCAUGAAUUGAGUCAGUAACAUGUAUACUGGCACAUAAUUUUGUGGAAAAACCGAGUUCUGUGUAUGGGGACUUCAUAUUACUGUAUAUUUUAUAGAAGUGGUCAUCGAGGAGAGGGAGGAAUAGAGUAAGGAAUACUUCAAAAGCACAAUAGGUCUUUUAGUGAUACUUCAUUUCUGUAGUGAAUAAUCAUACAACCAGAACCAUUUUUGCUAGAAAAGCAUCAUUCAAUUAUAAAGCUCCCCUAACACUAUAUGCCUAUUUCACUAGCUUGUCUUAAUUUUUGUUGGGUUUUAAGAUGAUUUUUUAAAAAUUAAACCAGUCAGGUUACUUAAUAUUGAGGUAAAUAAAAAUUUAAGAAUGUUUCUGUCAUGUAGCAUUUUAGAAACAAAAAGGUCUUUUGCUAUUACCUCAAUUCUUAUUAUAGUGGCACAAAUUGUGCUUCUAUAUUUAAGGGUCUGGGUUUUCCCCCCUAUUUUCAGGGGUUUUCAUGAUUUGGCUGUUUACUCCAAGCUAAAGCUUGGAGUGAUGCUUGUAUGAGUGAUUGUGUUUUUGUUUUAGCAUUAGGGGUGGGAUGGAAAUCUACUUAAGGAUCUCCCAAGUUGAGUGCAAAAAAAAAAAAAAAAUCAAUGAUUUCAGACACUUUAAAUUACUCAGCAAAGUUUUGUUUUAAGUUACUAUUUUGCAGUAUAUUAGUUUUGCUGGGGGCAGGGAAGAGGAAUGCAGGAAAGAUUCCUAAAAAAGAAUGAUAGUACUUAAUAUAGAAAUUUGGUUUUACUAAUUGCAAGGAGUCUUAAUUUUUUAAAAUUAUAGAUUGAUUGCAUUGGCAUAUCAGCAAAACAUUGUGGAACUGGUUCUAGUCAUGCAAUCUGAUGUCCAAAGCCAGCUUUUUAUAAAACCUAAUAAUAGUAAUAAUCUGUGUGCCCACGGGCUGUAAUCUGUUCAAGCUGUUCAGUUCUAUCCUAAUGAAUGAUAGUCGUUAUUUAAAUUCCCCCAAAGAUAAUUUACAGGAUAGACUUAACACUUGUUUUGGUCUGUAAAGAGUCAUUUGUUGUAUUUGCAACAUAGGAAUGACUAGUGUAAAUUGUUUUUCUCAUGCUUCAAUAUGAAGUUUUUAAAUUAACCAAAAAAAAUUUUUUUGGUGGAGUGGGGGAGAGAUAGUUAGAGGAAGCAUUACAGACACACACACACACUCUAAGAAUUUAAUCAUGCAAAAGGCAAUUUUACCCAAAAUUCAUUGUCAGUUCUUGAAUUUAACUUACUUCUGUGAUAAAACACUGACCUAUCCAAAGUCUUCAUUCAGAGAGUGACAUUUCAGGUGGUACCACCUACGUGCCACUUCCAUUCAGAACAAUGUCAGUAUUUUGCCCAGGGGCGGGGGGGGGGUUGCCUUUGUCCUCAAGGGAUAUAAAACUGAGCCCUUAACAUCACUUUAAUGUAGAUUUACAUGAACUCAUUUAUCUUCAUGAUUUAAUGCAAACUUUACCAUUUUCAGAGGAAGAGAAAAAGUGAAAAGAAAGAAAGACUUGUCAGUUUAUUUUAGUAAUUUCUGGUGUUCAUGAGGAACAAUUCCCUGGUAAGUGUAAGGUUUCUCCUUCAAUAGAGGAGCAUUGUUAUGAUUGAAAGAGAUGAAUGUAACCAUAAUUUAAAGAGUGAAAGCCUCAAUGAAAUGAAUAAAACUGUCUGUUAUUCUUACUCAGUGCUUGGAAAACAUUUCACUUUUGUGAAUUCUCUAUUGGUAUGUUGUGUUCAAAAGCUUUAGGGUUUGGAGGAAGUUCCUGUUCAUGAGUGAGUGGACCUGGUUCUUACCUUUCCCUAAUUUUACUCCUCCUUCCCAAUCAUCCACCUAAGGUUUAGCGCUGCUAAAGUUGAGUGUGUUGAUGAGCACUCAUUUAACACUAGCCCACCCCAUACAGCCCUGCAUUAAGAUUAGGGGUUCACAUAUGUUUUCUCAGACUGUAGGCUUUUACGGUUCCCCCAAGCUGGCUCUGCUUAGAGCAUUUUUACCACCUAUUACCAACAAAUCUCUGCCGCUGCUUUGUAGAAGGACACUCACUACUGUUUAUUAUCUAGAUACCUGUUUAAACUUAUUGCACACAAGGUGGGUUUUUAUUUGUGGGGGGGGGGAAUUUACAAAGUUUGUGUUGGGCCUAACUUGCUAGGAAAGGUGGGUCAUUGCUUACGAUGUCCUAAAAACGAUUCCCCCAAAUGCUGAAUUGUGCUGCUUCUAUAGUACCAGACAAUGCAUAUUCUACUUCCUGUUAUUCCAUGUGCUGGCAAAGUAUUGGGCAGAAAAAACAGGCCUAAGACAUGAUCCAAGCUGCUGGCACAAACUUGAUUUGAAAAGGAUUCAGUGAGUAGCAAAAUAUAUGAGCUGCUCCUUGGUUAUAAAUUCCUAUAUUUUGUUGCCUGUGCUGCCUAUGAACUACUUAUUCAUGGCAAAACUUUUUACCAGAAAAAUGUUUAAUUGUAAAUCUUUGGGGGUUUUAUUUUCUUGUCACAGAAAUGAACACACAUUUAAACUUUUUUGGCUUUGGAGAAUCUCAGUUCUUGCCAAGAAAAAAAAGUUUGGAAAAACCCUGAAAUCUAAAUUAAUCACCACAUUGAAGAGGAGCACUAGCUCUGCUUUUAUCCCCAAAUCUCAGGAAAGUUUUAGGCAGUGAAAACAGUUUUUCCCUGUUGGUGAUUUUGAAGGAGUGUGCUUUAGGAUUUUGUUCUUAACAAAACUGUACUUUAAUUGCAAUCUUAGGUAUCUCUAGCAUGAGUGGCCUUAGUGAGUUUGUUGAAGUGCACAUUUUUUUCAAAGGUAAAUUUUAAGAUGAAAAAAAAAAUAUAUAUAUAUAUAUAUAUAUACUAUAUAUAUAGAUAUCUAGAAAACUUGGUUUGUGGUGCACAAGUUAAGUGUUGGAUCACUAAAUAACUGUUGCAGGUACCAUUUGUGUAACAUUUUUCAUUUAUGUACAUUCCUCUUAUGGGAAGCUAUGUUGCCAUGGUAACUAAAACUUUACAGUUUAGUUCUACUCUUAUGGUGUGGAUGAAUGCUACAUUUAUUAAAUAUUACCAGGUUCAGUACUAUUUUUAUACUUUAUUGCUACAGGGGAUUUUAAUUUAAUGGGAUUCUUUUAAAAAAAAAAUAAAAGUUGUUGCUUGACUAUUAAAAGCAACUUACUAAAAAUACCUUCUAUGAGAAUCCCCACUAAUAGUGCCACAGUAAUUUAUAUAGACAUACCUAGGUCAUUACUAGAUUUUUGAAGACAAUUCUUUGUUGUGUCAAGAAUAACCUUUCGUAUCAUACUUCGCACAGACUUGUAGUGCCCAACAUUAUUUGUAACCAUCAAACCAUAUUGAGUAUGUUUGUAACCAGCAUUGUGAUACUCUGUAAUUGUAUUGCUAAAAAUGAAUUAUUGACCUAAUAAAUAGAGUGUUCCUGCA